GGAGACAAAAGCAAAACAAAUAAUUUUUUCCUUAAACUAUUUAACGAUUCCAUUUUUAUUUUUAUUAUAAAUUUGAAGGUAUUUAAGUGGGUUUUGCAUUUCGAGGGAUAAAAAGGGUGCAGUAGUUUGCAAGCAAACAAAAAAUUAUCGACAGAAAUUGUAAAUUAGAUGUUAAUGUAGAGAAGAAAUUAAAAAAAAAAUAUUAAAAAAAAACUAUUGAAAGAUACUAAGUUUUGUGAAUUAUUAAACAAUUCAGCGCAAAAACAAGAAAUAAAAAUAUCGAAUGUGAUAAUAGCCAACAGUUUUGUCGUAAUUUGGUUACAAAAGUCAGAAAAUAAGCAAUUAUAAGGCAAUUCCGAUAGUCAGUGGAGGAUUAAUACUAAGUGCAGUAAUGAGUAGCGUUAAUGCUGAAUCCGAGCAAGCUACAACAAGUCAAAAUGUGAAGACUGAUAAAAAUACCACACGCAGAGAUAAUGGUUGGCUUUCGUAUGUCGUUCCCAAUAUGCAGAGAAAAAUAACUAAACUGAACUACGACUUAUUGGAAGAGUGCAAACAGUGUAAUGAGGACUCAGCAUUAUCUAAGCCAAUACGUGAUGAACUAGAAAGCCACUCACGUGAUAUACGUCGAGAAGUUGUGAAAAAGAUGCGAAAUGGAUGUGCUCCUCUUUUCAUUGCAUGCAAACGUGGUUGUGUGCCAAUUGUGGAAUAUUUGGUUACUAUAUGCGAGGCCGAUAUUGAACAACGUGGUCUAUAUGAAGUACCGGAAGAUCAUACAUUUCAUUAUGUUACACCCCUAUGGUGUGCUGUAGUCUCUGGAAAAUUGCCGAUGGUAAAAUAUUUAAUCCGCAUUGGCUGUGAUAUUAAUGCCACCUCGGAUUCAGGCUCAACACCAGUACGUAGCGCCUGCUAUAUGACUCAUAUCGAAAUCGUACAAUAUUUGGUCGAGUCUGGUGCCGACAUAAAGAAGCCUAACAUGAAUGGAGGCACUUGUCUGAUAAACUCCGUACAAUCAACACAAUUAUGUUUAUACCUAAUUGAAAAAGGAGCUGAUGUCAAUGCUAAAGAUAUACAAGAAAAGACUGCCCUACAUUAUGCCAUACAAGAACACAGAUUAGAAACCACUAAACUACUAAUAAAGCAUGGUGCGAAUCCAUAUGUAAAGAGUCGUUAUGGCGAUGAUGCUUUGCGCACCGCUUGCAUUAAAGGGGCAAACCAAAUUUUUGAUUAUUUAAAAACACACUUGGAAUACUCACCCGAACGUGUUGCCGAGGCUCAUGAGUUGAUCGGCUCCACAUUUUUGGAUGAACAUAAUGAGACCAGAAUCGCGAUACUACAUUGGCGCAUGGCAUAUCAUAUACGUGCCUCUCAUACACCCUACCUCGAAAAACAACCGAGGGUGCCAUUACGUCGUGCCUAUGGAAACGCCGUUGAAUUCACAACUCUUGCAGAGCUUGAUAGCAUUGCCACGGACGUAGAUGCAAUGCGUAUUCAAAGUUUGCUGAUAUGUGAACGUAUAUUGGGCUUAGCGCACAAAGAUACGCUUUUUCGUUUGACUUUUCGCGGAGCUUCGUAUGCUGAUUCACUUCAGCUACAACGUUGCAUCGAUUUAUGGUGUCUUUUAUUAGAAGUGCGUGUAAAGAACUGUUCUAUCCUCCAUUUUGAUACUUGUUAUGCAGCCCAAACAUUGGUACGCCUAAUGAUCGAUUUGUAUGAGCGUCAAAUGCGUAACAGAAAUCAACAGCCCAAUGAAUUACCACCAGAAAAUUUACCACGUUUUGAGGAUGUAUACGGAGUAUUUCGUCUACUCACGGAUACCAUCGUCGAGGCACAAGAAUUGCUGCAGAUUCGUCCUGUCUAUCGUAAACAGCAAGAAAACUUCGAUCGCAUAUUAAAGUGUAUAGCACAUCUAAUUUACUUAUUAAUAAGUACAUCGGAAACGUUUGAGCAAAAGAAGUCCGUUUUUUGGGCUGUGCGCACUUUGGCGCGUGCGAAUGUGCGUAGUGCGUGCACUAGUGAUACUCUGUUGCAUUUGUGCGUUUCGCAACUGAAUGUCAUAAAGAGUGGUUAUCUGAGCGAUGAUAAUGAUAUAACCUUUGUGUUUCCAAAUGCGAAAGUAAUUAAAUUACUGGUCGAUUGUGGUAUGAAUGUAAAUGCUAAAAACGAGGCCAAAUCAACUCCGUUACAUGUUGCUGUGCAGCCUUACAAUUAUAGCAAUCACAUUAUACUAUUGUUGUUGAAACAUGGUGCUGAUUUGGAUCAACCGAAUAAAUCAGAUGAGCGGCCAUACAAUUUGAUUGUUAGUAAUCCCUACAAUAAAAUACCGUUGAUGAAGUACAUGAAUCUCAAGUGCUUAGCUGCUACGAUAAUAAGCAAAUAUAAAAUCCCAUAUAGCAAUCAAAUACCAAAAAUGCUCGAGGAUUUCGUCAAACAACAUGAAUAUUAAAAGUAUAUAAUAUAUACAUGCCAAAGCCAAA
This is a messenger RNA of Ceratitis capitata (Mediterranean fruit fly), 2474 nucleotides long. RefSeq names its product protein fem-1 homolog A (gene m-cup). Bases 392 to 2443 code for a protein of 683 amino acids. Gene Ontology annotation, molecular function: protein binding. The transcript has 8 exons. Lineage: Eukaryota; Metazoa; Arthropoda; Insecta; Diptera; Tephritidae. The record is from RefSeq and is a predicted model, not a curated record.